Molecule: messenger RNA, 773 nt
Organism: Durio zibethinus
Lineage: Eukaryota; Viridiplantae; Streptophyta; Magnoliopsida; Malvales; Malvaceae
Product: ferredoxin C 2, chloroplastic-like
Cellular component (GO): chloroplast
Molecular function (GO): iron-sulfur cluster binding
Source: RefSeq, a predicted model, not a curated record
UCUCCUUGAGGCCAAUAACUGAUAAGAUUCUAAAACCGCUACCAAUGGACCUUGUGGUUCCCUGCAAUUCCUGCACUUCACUCUACCAGCAGCCGCCUCUUCACCGGAAACUCUCUUCUCCGAAACACAGGAGUUUUCCCUUCAAAUGCCGACGCAAAACGACGUCAGCGGUGAGAGUUACCAGCCCCAACGGUAAUCUUUCUCCUUCAGUUCCCACUCAUAAAGUCACUGUCCACGAUAGAAAACAAGGCGUCGUUUAUGAAUUUCUUGUUCCCGAGGAUCAGUACAUAUUACAUACGGCUGAAUCUCAAAACAUUACGCUUCCAUUCGCUUGCAGGCACGGUUGCUGUACUAGCUGUGCUGUACGUGUGAAGUCUGGACAAAUCAGACAGCCUGAAGCUCUUGGGAUAUCUGCUGAAUUGAAAGCAAAGGGAUAUGCACUUCUUUGUGUGGGUUUUCCAUCAUCUGAUCUUGAAGUGGAAACACAAGAUGAGGAUGAGGUGUACUGGCUUCAGUUUGGAAGAUAUUUUGCUCGAGGACCUAUUGAAAGGGAUGACUAUGCAUUGGAGCUAGCCAUGGGUGAUGAAUAAGCUACUUACAUUUUCUAAGCAGAAGUUGAGCAUAAACCAUAUAAAGCCAGUUCUGUAUUUUAUCAUUUCAUAUCAUGGUUUUAGAUUUUACUCCCACUAAAGUACUGUGAUUAUGACUCGGUUAGUUAAUUGAACAUUGUUUGACUUCUUCUUUAAGUUAUAUAUAUUAACUUUUUCAAUGUA